AUGGUGGACGGCAUGCUGGAGUCUCAUGUGAACAUCGCUCCACACUUCUUCUGCACGCCAGAACCACUCAUCAACCGUAGGGGCUUCGCUCUGGCCCGGGGUCCACGGAGCCAGGGCCGGCUGAGAGCCUACUGGAAGGGGGUCAACCCAGACGUAGUAGCUAAUGUAGUAGUUUUUGGGACAGGCAGAGUUGGAAAAUCUGCGCUGACAGUCCGCUUCUUAACUAGAAGAUUCAUUGGAGAAUAUGGGGAUAUUGAAUCAAUCUUCAGCCACAAUGUUAUCGUGGAUGGAAGGGACAUAACUUUUAACAUCUGGGAUUCACCGUAUUAUCAGGACCUGUCCAGGGAGACCUCCCUAUAUGAGAAGAGAGUCCAGUGGGCAGACGGUUUUGUCCUGGUCUAUAGCAUCUGUGACAGGGCCAGCUUCAACGCUGUCACCAAGCUGAUCCAGUUCAUCAAGGACAACCUGGGCAUGGACAAGGUGCCCAUUGUGAUUGUGGGCAACAAGAAGGACCUGAAUCACAGACGGACAAUCCUCAGUGAGGAGGGCAGACUGCUAGCCUUCACCACAGCCUGCCAGUUCUAUGAGGUUACAGCUGCUGAGAACUACCACAGCAUCCUCAUGGUAUUUCACAGACUAAUAGACAGGAUACUGGCUUCCAAGACAUCCAUUAAGAGGCCAGCUGGAAUCAAGGGUAUAGUGAAAAGCAUGUCUGCAGUUUUUACCAGGAAAUGACCAGAUUCGCUGUGAUACUAUGGCACAGAGAGGAAUACAUUAUACAGUGCAUUUGAAAAUAAUUUUGUAAUGUUACAGCCUUAUUCUAAAAUUGAUUAAAUUAUU
This is a messenger RNA of Oncorhynchus kisutch (coho salmon), 840 nucleotides long. Its product is annotated as ras-related and estrogen-regulated growth inhibitor-like protein. The coding region runs from base 1 to 735 and encodes 244 amino acids. The record is from RefSeq and is a predicted model, not a curated record. NCBI's taxonomy places the organism in Eukaryota, Metazoa, Chordata, Actinopteri, Salmoniformes, Salmonidae. The transcript has 5 exons. Gene Ontology annotation, molecular function: GTPase activity; GTP binding.